Molecule: messenger RNA, 975 nt
Organism: Rhipicephalus sanguineus (brown dog tick)
Lineage: Eukaryota; Metazoa; Arthropoda; Arachnida; Ixodida; Ixodidae
Exons: 1
Coding region: 1-975 (324 amino acids)
Molecular function (GO): zinc ion binding; nucleic acid binding
Source: RefSeq, a predicted model, not a curated record
AUGGCGAGUGGAGACCUCCUCCUAGAGAUCCGUGAUAGCGAUCAGCACACCAGACUGAACAAGCUUGUGGCAUUCGGAGAAACUCCUGUAACAGUCUCAGCACAUCGUUCUAUGAACACAGCACGCGGAGUCGUGUCUGACUCAGAUCUUAUCUACUUGUCUGAAGCCGAGCUCCUCGAAGGCUGGAAGGGCCAAAAUGUUACGAACGUACAGCGCAUAGUCAUCCGACGGGAAAAUAAAGAAAUCCCUACAAAACACCUGAUACUAACCUUCAAUUCCAGCGACUUGCCACAAACCAUAGAAACUGGGUACACAAAAACACCAGUCAGACCCUACAUACCAAACCCUCGCCGAUGCUUUCAGUGUCAAAGGUUCGGCCAUGGCUCUCGAAGCUGCCGUGGUCGACCCACCUGCGCAAAAUGCGGAGCUCAAGGCCACGACUCUGACAACUGCGACGCUGCACCUCACUGUGUGAACUGUGACGGUGCACACGCCGCAUACUCCCGAUCAUGUCCAAACUGGAAAAAGGAAAAAGAAAUUAUCAGUCUAAAAGUCCGCGAGAACAUCUCCUUCAGAGAAGCUCGCAAAAGGUGUUCGCCAUUCCACACUCACACCUAUGCUGAUGCGGCGCGCAAGGGGGCAGCACCGCACCAGCCUCUGCCUCACCAACGACCCGCUAGAAGCGAGCCGUUGGCUAUGGCACCCGCCCCCGUGGUGGCAGUAGCUAAGGCUGCUCCACCCACUCAGCCACAGAGCCUCGCGACUCCAGGGUCGUCGAGUCUCAAGACUUCGCCUCGUCAGGCGAGGUCUCCAACACGAACAAAAGGCCCGCGCCCGCGGGCAUCCAGUGCCUCCCAGGAAGUAAUGGAGACAACUCCGGCACUUCCUGGGCCGAAAGACCGGCGCGGCUCUCAGGACCGCGCCAGGAAAGCCAAAAAACCCGUAACGGGGCCGGAUGACGGUCCUGCUACAUAA